AUGGCACUUCUUCAGCAUGUCGUGAUCGCUUUGGCCUCGAUAUGCUUGACUUGGGCUAUCCACUGUUAUGAAGCGGACCACGGAGAAAACAAAGUUGUUAAAACAUGUCCUGAGGGAAACCACUGCACGAACCUCACAGAAUACAACAAUUCGUCCACACUGCACUACUAUAGUUGCGCUGAAGAGCCAUGCACGGAUGGAUGCAAUGAAAUUAGCGAUAUGGCGACAUUUUGUUGUUGUAGCACAGAUCUUUGCAAUGAAGCCAUGGAAUUGACCUCCAAUAUGCCCGCUCUUCUAGCAAUUUCAGUGAUUAUUUUGAGUCUGCUCUUAUGCGAUGCAAAUUACUUUUGAUCUUAUUUUGAUUACAUCGACAUAUUUAUAGAGUUUAAGAAGCAUCUAGGUUAUAAGGACAAAACUUUGGCACCGUGCGUUCCUUGCCUGCGAUUCCGAUAUAUUAUGUUAUUUGUUGUAAGUGGCACUAUUUAACGAUUGUGAAACCGGGACAUAUGCGUUUGACGUAGCAAACUUCUCUACUACGCAGCGAAUACCACAUAAUCAGCUUCGGUGUUGUUCUUGUAGUACUCAAAUAUGAUAAUUCGCCUUGUUACCAGGUUGUGACAUAAGUCUUGUUACACUUUAACUUCUUACGGCGAUAAGUCACGCACUUCAUAUUAUUAAUAGGGCUCCAGGG
Molecule: messenger RNA, 691 nt
Organism: Cylicocyclus nassatus
Lineage: Eukaryota; Metazoa; Nematoda; Chromadorea; Rhabditida; Strongylidae
Source: the annotation of a GenBank genome assembly